AGCGUGGCGGCUGCGGGCUGUGGGCGCCGGGUCCGAGGGCCUCGCGCUUCCCUCUCCGCGAGAUGGCAAAGGCAGCCAAUGUGGCGCGGCUGCUCCUGGGCUCCUCGACGCUGUGGCUCUUGCUGCUCGGCUUUGGGACGGCCUCCGCGUCCAAGGCGGUGACGGCCCACUUGGCCGCGAAGUGGCCCGAGACCCCGCUGCUGCUGGAGGCCAGUGAAUUUAUGGCAGAAGAAAGUAAUGAAAAAUUUUGGCAGUUUUUGGAAACUGUGAAAGAAUUAGCAAUUUAUAAGCAAACAGAAUCAGAUUAUUCUUAUUACAACUUAAUCCUGAAGAAAGCUGGACAAUUCUUAGACAAUUUACAUAUCAAUCUCUUAAAAUUUGCUUUCUCUAUAAGGGCAUACUCUCCAGCUAUUCAGAUGUUUCAACAGAUUGCAGCUGAUGAGCCACCACCAGAUGGUUGUGAUGCAUUUGUGGUUAUCCAUAAGAAGCACACUUGUAAAAUUAAUGAGAUUAAAAAGCUGCUGAAGAAGGCUACUUCAAGGCCCAGACCAUAUCUGUUUAAAGGAGAUCAUAAAUUUCCUACAAACAAAGAGAACUUACCAGUGAUUAUUCUCUAUGCAGAAAUGGGUACCAGAGCAUUUGGUAAAUUUCACACAGUAUUGUCUGAAAAAGCUCAAAAUGGGGAAAUUCUGUAUGUUCUUCGGCAUUAUAUUCAGAAACCAGUCUCACAGAAAAUGUACUUAUCUGGCUAUGGUGUGGAGCUAGCAAUCAAGAGUACAGAAUACAAAGCAUUGGAUGAUACCCAAGUUAAAACUGUGACUAAUACUACUGUAGAUGAUGAGACUGAAACAAAAGAAGUUCAGGGAUUUCUGUUUGGGAAACUAAAAGAAAGAUAUUCCGAUCUUAAAGAUAAUCUGACAGCAUUCCAAAAAUACCUGAUUGAGAGUAACAAAGAAAUGAUGCCUUUGAAAGUCUGGGAACUACAAGAUCUUAGUUUUCAAGCAGCUUCUCGAAUAAUGUCCUCUCCGGUUUAUGAUGCCGUAAAAUUAAUGAAAGACAUUUCACAGAACUUCCCCAUAAGAGCCAGAUCUCUGACCAGAAUUGCUGUAAAUCAACAUAUGAGAGAAGAAAUACAGGAAAAUCAAAAGAAUCUUCACUAUAGAUUCGAAAUUCAGCCAGGCGAUGCUUGCUUAUUUAUAAAUGGACUUCGUGUUGAUAUGGAUACUUAUGAUCCUUUUAGUCUUUUGGAUACGCUGAAACUAGAAGGAAAAAUGAUGAAUGGCCUUCACAAUCUUGGGAUCAACGGAGAAGAUAUGAGCAAAUUUUUAAAAUUAAAUUCACAUGUUUGGGACUCUACUUAUGCAUUAGACAUUAGGCAUUCUUCUAUAAUGUGGAUUAAUGACUUAGAAAAUGAUAAUUUGUAUGUUACGUGGCCUGCAAGUUGCCAGGAGCUUCUGAAGCCAAUAUUCCCUGGAGGUAUACCUUCCAUAAGGCGUAAUUUUCAUAAUUUGGUUCUGUUUGUUGAUCCUGCUCAAGAAUAUACCUUGGAUUUUAUAAAACUUGCCAAACUUUUCUAUUAUCAUAAAACUCCUCUUAGAAUUGGUUUUGUGUUCAUUGUUAAUACAGAUGAUGAAGUUGACGGAACAAAGGAUGCUGGAGUUGCUUUUUGGCGAGCUUUCAACUAUAUUGCAGAAGAACAUGAUGCAUCACAAGCAUUUGUUUCCAUGCUAAAAAUGUACCAAAAAGUAAAGAAUCAAAACAUACUCACUGUGGACAGUGUGAAGAGUGUUCUCCAAAAUAAAUUUCCUCAAGCUAAUACUGGGGAUAUUUUAGGAAUUCAUUCUAAAUAUGAUGACAAAAGAAAGGCAGGAGCAAGCUUUUAUGAGAUGACUGGCCUGGGUCCUUUGCCUCAAGCUCUUUAUAAUGGUGAAUCCUUUAACCAUGAAGAGCUGAAUAAUAAAGAACUAGAAAAGGCUGUUCUUCACAGAAUGAUGGAUACAGCUGUAUAUCUACAAAGGGAAGUUUUUAUGGGCACGUUAAAUGAUCAGACAAAUGCAGUUGAUUUCCUUAUGGAUAAAAAUAAUGUUGUACCCCGUAUAAAUCCUUUGAUUUUGCACACCAAAAGGCAGUACCUUAAUUUAAUAUCUACAUCAGUAACUGCCGAUAUUGAAGAUUUUUCUACGUUCUCUUUCUUGGAUUCACAAGAUAAGACUGCUGUAAUUGCAAAGAGCAUGUAUUAUUUAACCCAAGAAGAUUAUGAUGUAGUUUCUUCAGUUACUCUCUGGAUUAUUGCUGAUUUUGACAAACCGUCUGGGAGAAAACUGCUUUUUAAUGCAUUAAAGCACAUGAAAACAAGUGUUCAUAGUCGGUUGGGGGUUAUUUAUAAUCCUACAUCAAAAAUAAAUGAAGAGAACACAGCUGUUUCUAGAGGAAUUUUGGCAGCUUUUCUUACACAGAAAAACAGCUUUUUGAGAAACUUUCUCAGGAAACUGGCAAAGGAAGAAACUGCUACAGCUAUUUACUCUGGAGAUAAAAUUAAAACAUUUCUCACUGAGGGGAUGGAUGAGAAUGCUUUUGAGAAAAAAUAUAAUACCAUUGGAGUGAAUAUUUUCCGAACUCACCAGUUGUUCUGUCAAGAUGUACUCAAAUUGCGUCCUGGAGAAAUAGGUAUUGUCAGCAAUGGGAAAUUCUUAGGACCUAUAGAUGAAAAUUUGUAUGCAGAAGAUUUUCACUUGUUGGAAAAGAUAACGUUUACUAAUGUAGUAGAGAAAAUUAAAGGCAUUGUUGAAAGUAUGGAAAUCAACUCAAAGAACAUGAGUGACCUCAUUAUGAAAGUUGACGCCCUUGUUUCCUCUUUGCCUAAACGAGCAUCUCGGUAUGAUGUCACAUUUCUGAAAGAGAAUCACAGCAUUAUAAAGAUCAAUCCUCAGGAGAAUGAUAUGUUCUUUGAUGUCAUUGCUAUUGUUGAUCCAUUGACAAGAGAAGCACAGAAAAUGUCACAGUUAUUGAUCGUACUUGGCAAGAUUAUCAACAUGAAGGUGAAGUUGUUCAUGAACUGCAGGGGUAAGCUUUCAGAGGCCCCUUUAAAGAGCUUUUACCGUUUUGUUCUGGAACCAGAACUGAUGUUAAUGGCUAAUGACAAUAUUGGACCAGUGGCAAAAUUCUUGGAUAUCCCAGAAUCACCCCUUCUAACCCUCAACAUGAUUACUCCUGAAGGCUGGUUGGUAGAUACAGUACACAGCAACUGUGACCUUGAUAAUAUUCACUUAAAGGAUAUUGAGAGAACUGUUACAGCAGAAUAUGAACUAGAAUAUCUACUACUUGAAGGACACUGCUUUGAUAUAAUAACAGAACAACCUCCUCGGGGUCUGCAGUUUACACUAGGCACAAAAAAUAAACCUGUCGUGGUUGAUACAAUAGUGAUGGCCAAUCUUGGAUAUUUUCAAUUAAAAGCAAACCCAGGUGCUUGGAUCCUGAAGUUACGCCAAGGAAAAUCUGAAGAUAUUUAUCAAAUAGUUGGGCACGGAGGAACUGACUCUCAACCAGACGUAGGAGAUGUCAUUGUUGUGUUAAACAGCUUCAAGAGCAAAAUACUGGAAGUACAAGUGCAAAAAAAGCCAGACCAAAUUAAGGAAGAUGUCCUUACUGAUGAGGAUGAAAAAAAAGGAAUAUGGGAUUCCAUUAAAAGUUUCACAAGAAGAUUGCAUAAAGAAAAAGACAAAAAGGAAACAGACAUUCUAAACAUUUUUUCAGUUGCUUCUGGCCAUUUAUAUGAACGCUUUUUAAGAAUUAUGAUGCUUUCUGUUUUACGUAACACCAAAACACCAGUGAAAUUCUGGUUUCUAAAAAAUUAUCUCUCACCAACAUUUAAAGAGGUAAUUCCCCACAUGGCUAAGAAAUAUGGAUUCCAGUAUGAACUAGUCCAAUAUAGGUGGCCCCGUUGGCUUCAUCAACAGACUGAAAAACAAAGGAUUAUUUGGGGUUACAAAAUUCUUUUUCUUGAUGUCCUUUUUCCUCUAGCAGUGGACAAAAUCAUCUUUGUUGAUGCUGACCAGAUUGUGAGACAUGACCUAAAAGAACUUCGAGAUUUCAAUCUGGAUGGAGCUCCUUAUGGGUAUACUCCGUUUUGUGAUAGCCGCACUGAAAUGGAUGGAUACCGCUUCUGGAAAACAGGAUACUGGGCAUCACAUCUUUUAAGAAGGAAAUAUCAUAUCAGUGCCUUGUAUGUAGUGGAUCUCAAGAAGUUCAGGAGAAUUGCGGCAGGUGACAGGCUCCGGAGCCAGUACCAGGCUCUCAGUCAAGAUCCAAACAGCCUUUCAAACCUAGAUCAGGAUCUUCCCAAUAAUAUGAUUUACCAAGUCGCCAUUAAGUCUCUUCCUCAAGACUGGCUGUGGUGUGAAACCUGGUGUGAUGACGAGUCCAAAGAAAGAGCUAAAACAAUUGAUCUGUGCAAUAAUCCCAAAACAAAAGAACCCAAACUGAAAGCUGCUGCCAGGAUUGCCCCAGAAUGGGUGGAGUACGAUGCUGAGAUACGACAGCUGUUAGAUCGCCUGGAAAACGAGAAGAAAAAUGCAAUUUUGACACACGAUGAACUCUAGCACUGGCUCAUAUGAGAAAGAAGAUGAAAAUAUGAUGAGAAUUCUGCCACCUGCUGGGGAAGUGUGGAACUACUGCUAAGACUUCUGGAAGUUUCGUUAAUGAUCAGUGACAUAUUCUUCAAUUUAAAAAAAAUUAUUUAAAAAUACGUACACUUAAUGUAUUGAGUAAGUUUAAGUUAUAUAAGAAAUGACCAUUGAGUAUUUAAAACUAGAUUGUUCCUUUUUCCUUAUUGCUUAAAACACUGGAUUUUCACCAGUGAAAGUGAUAAUUUUGCCAGAUAACCCGAUAGAAGAACAUAUCUGACUAGCUGGUCCUCAUGGAUUUUUAUCAAACCAUCUAUAUCUUAGUGUAUUCCAGAGAAUUAAAGAGAAAUCUAUUUUGUGUUUUUUCUUCUGAGAAAGAAAAAGGACUUGUGUUUAUCUCUGAAUAAUAAAACAAGUUAAGCCCAUUUAUCCCUUAACAGUUGUUUUAAAAUGGAAGUAGUGUCUCACGGUAAUCAUUUAUUUUAUUUGUCUUAAAGCAUAUGAUGUUUUAUUCCUAUGCUGUAUUUGUAUUUUUUUAAUGUUUCUCAUUUUUAUUCAUAAAAUGAUAUUUGUGGGCU
Diceros bicornis minor is the source of this 5200-nucleotide messenger RNA. RefSeq names its product UDP-glucose glycoprotein glucosyltransferase 2 (gene UGGT2). The coding region runs from base 63 to 4598 and encodes 1511 amino acids. Gene Ontology annotation, cellular component: endoplasmic reticulum. The transcript has 39 exons. The record is from RefSeq and is a predicted model, not a curated record. NCBI's taxonomy places the organism in Eukaryota, Metazoa, Chordata, Mammalia, Perissodactyla, Rhinocerotidae. Gene Ontology annotation, molecular function: UDP-glucose:glycoprotein glucosyltransferase activity.